ACCGUUUUGCCUUUCUCCGUUAAAAUAGUACACCCAUUUUUUCUUCUUCAAAAAAGCGGAAGUGAAAGGGUUAUAUAUGUGCCAUUUUGCGUAAAAGCACAAUCCUAUUUCAAAAUGGGAUUAAACAUGUAAUGCGCAAAGAAGAAGCAGUUAUGCGUAACCCUCCCUGCGGUAAGAAGAUAUGUAUACCCCAAAAUAGGAAAUUUCCCCCCCUUUUUUUUACCCCCAAUAUACGCCCAUCGCUCAUUUAUUAUGACCUGUGCUCAGUUAAACAGGUAAAGAAGUAGGAAAAAAAAGGGAAGAAAAAAAAGAAGAAAAAGAAGAAGAAUACGCGCAUUUGAUUCUUCCAUUUUUGUAGAAAAAGGAAGCAGCAAUUUUUCUGUGCUUUCCCCACUCAUCAGUGUUGUUUAAAGUGUACAUUUUUACGUCCCGCGGAAGGGGCCACCACAUCGCCACUGCCAUCACCACUAUUGCCCCCGUUCGAGACUGCCCCCGCGUGAACAUGCAGCCGAAGGCGCGCACAAGAUAGACCUGCGGACGUGUGUGAGUAGCGGCACAUGGGCCAACAAACAUACAUAGCCGCGUAUCUGAGUCUCCACCGAAGGGGUCCCUGUUCCCCCCUCGUAACUGCUGCCACUAACUACUACCGCAGCAGUUGGGGCCCACCGCGCCGUUUCCUCCAUCUCCCUUAAUAAGCACACAACACAAAAAUGAACGGACACGUACAGAAACUCAAAGUAGUCCUGUGCAGGAACAAACCGGGGAAGCAACUGUACAGCAGUGAAGCCCUAAAAGUGAAGAGAAACCCAAACUUGGAAAAGUUAUAUUCAGGGGAAAAACAAAACCUAGCAAAAGUGACAUUCAAGAAGGAGAAAAUCGAAGACAUCAUUAAGGAGGUGAAAUUUGAUUACUACUAUUUUAAUGAAGGGAAGAAAAACAUCUAUAGGGACAUCCCCCUCAACAUUGCUGUGGUAAAGGAGUCUGAGUUGCCACCCUUCCAGCAGGUUGACGAGAAGUUACAUUUCUCAGUUUUGGAAAAUGACCUCCGGAUUAUUUCCACCAACAAGAACAACAGCGUUUGUUCUAUCGGGCUGUACGUGAAGUGCGGGUCCAGGUACGAAGAAAUAAGCGAGCAGGUGAACGAGCAGGGCAUGAGCGUGAUGCUGGAGAACAUGGCGUUCCACAGCACAGCGCACCUGUCCCACCUGCGGACGAUCAAGUCGCUGGAAAAAAUAGGGGCAAACGUAAGCUGCAACGCGUUUCGUGAGCACAUAGUGUACACCUGCGAAUGCUUGAAGGAGUACCUGCCCGUAGUGACCAACCUACUAAUUGGAAACGUCCUAUUCCCUCGCUUCCUCUCCUGGGAAAUGAAAAACAAUGUGAAUCGACUCAACACCAUGCGCACCAAGUUAUUCGAAAACAACGAGCUGUAUAUAACCGAACUUUUGCACAACACCGCAUGGUACAAUAACACCUUAGGGAAUAAACUCUAUGUGUGUGAAUCUAGUGUGGAGAAUUACACCGCCAAUAAUUUAAGAAAUUUUAUGCUGAAACAUUUCUCUCCAAAAAAUAUGACCCUAGUUGGUGUCAAUGUAGACCAUGAGGAGUUAACCAAAUGGACAUCCAGGGCAUUUCAAGAUUAUGUGUCCAUACCGUAUACUAGUCAGAAGGAAGUGACCCCAAAAUAUACAGGAGGGUUUGUAAGUGUGGAAGAUAAAAAUGUGAAAAAGACCAACAUUGCUAUAGCGUACGAAACGAAAGGUGGUUGGAAGACAUCAGACAUGAUUACACUGACAGUGUUGCAGACACUUAUGGGUGGAGGGGGCUCUUUCUCCACGGGGGGACCAGGAAAAGGAAUGUACUCUAGAUUAUUCCUAAACGUUUUGAACAAUUAUAAUUUUAUAGAAUCUUGUAUGGCCUUUAGUACACAACACUCAGAUACGGGUUUGUUUGGACUCUACUUCACUGGGGAACCAGCCAAUACCAUGGAUAUAAUAAAUGCCAUGGCUUUGGAAUUUCAAAAAAUGAAUAAAGUUACAGAUGAAGAAUUAAAUAGAGCCAAGAAAAGUUUGAAGAGCUUUAUGUGGAUGAGCUUAGAGUAUAAGUCUAUACUAAUGGAGGACUUGGCUAGACAGAUGAUGAUUCUAAAUCGUGUGCUCUCUGGAAAGCAGCUGUGUGACGCUAUUGAUGCAGUGACGAAGGAGGACAUAAGCCGAAUUGUGGGCCACUUUUUGAAAACCAAGCCGACGGUUGUUGUCUAUGGCAACAUUAACCAUUCUCCUCACUACGACGAAAUAUGCAAAAUUUUGGGCUAAAAAGGUUGUCCUGAGCACUUUUUUUUUUUUUUUUUUUGCCUUUCACUUUUUAGUACUCCCCCUCGGGGGGUAUAUACAAAUUUUUGCGCCAUGCAGAGAUGUUGGCACAUGUGGUUUGUUACCCGUAUGAAAAUUUACAUGCACGAAAUGUGCUCACGGGGGGCGCGUAUAACGGCGUGUGGAGUCGUACCCCAUCCUUCCCCUGUGUAGCGACUCUUUAAAGGCACCGAACUGAAACGUCAAACACGCUUUAAUGAGAACAUGCGAAGUGCAUUUC
Plasmodium vivax (malaria parasite P. vivax) is the source of this 2592-nucleotide messenger RNA. Its product is annotated as mitochondrial processing peptidase alpha subunit, putative. The transcript has 2 exons. Lineage: Eukaryota; Apicomplexa; Aconoidasida; Haemosporida; Plasmodiidae. The record is from RefSeq and is a predicted model, not a curated record. Bases 711 to 2315 code for a protein of 534 amino acids. Gene Ontology annotation, cellular component: mitochondrion. Gene Ontology annotation, molecular function: metal ion binding.